AUGGUGACGAUGGAGAUGAUGCGCUUGUCACGUGCUACAGAAACGGCGAUCCGUCUCCUGCCCGGCAACGACCGCUGUGUCGACUGUCAAGCGGUUUUCCCGCAGUGGGCCGGCGUCUCCUUUGGCGUCUUGCUCUGUUUAGGCUGUGCCGGGAAACACCGGUCGCUCGGCGUCCAAACAAGUGUCGUCAAGUCUCUGGUCAUGGACGCGUGGUCCCUGCAGGAGACGCGGGCAAUGGCACUCGGGGGCAAUGCAAAGUGGACUGCCGUUUGUGCGGGCGCUCGAGUCUCGGACCUGGUCAUGGCGGACAAGUACGUGUCCCCUGUGGCAACAAUCUAUCGGAAGCAAGUGGCGCUACUGGCUGCAGCCAACGAGCUGUCCGAAGAGGCGUGCGUGGGGUUUACGGCCACGUCGUUUCUAGCUCUGUGUGCUGCAACGACCUCCUUGUCUUGCCGUGACGAGGAGAUCGUAGAGGACGUGGGUUUGCCAUCACUGGCUAUGACUCCGAAGGCACUAGCGAACGCAAGGGAUGACGGCGCUCACAAUGCAGCCAUCAAGUGCACGACGUGCUGCUCUAUGGUGUCGUGGAACCACUUGAAUGUGCACUCAAAGGCAUGUACUGUUGCCAGCACGUCGCCAGCUAUGGAGUGGAGAUCGUAUGCGCGGAGAAUCGUAGCGGCAGGUGAGCCACUCGGAUUCACUGUGGCCAAGACCGGCAGCGGGUAUGCCGAAGUGUCGCGAGUUACGCUCGGCAGUGCUGCAGCACGAGCCAAUGUGGUUGUCGGUAGUUUGCUCAUCGGUCUCAACAACGACACGAGCUUGAAGUUCGACGUGGUCGUGGACUUGCUCCGACUGCUGCCACGGCCGACGUUGUUCCACUUUGCGUUGCGAUCUCCAAGAGCGUCGAGGAGACUAGAGAACGUGACCUCGUCGUCUGCUGCUUUGGAGCCCAAGACCGUCGAAAUCAACGUGACGUUGCAUGACAAGGAAGAGCUUGGCUGCUCCUUGUCUUCCACCGACUUUUACUGCGUCGUGCGGAGCGUCGAUGACGAGUGCAUUGCACGACGCCAUGGCAUUCUAGUGGGAUCACGGGUUGUUGCCGUCAACGGGCAGAAGCACUUGAGACCGGAGGAUUUGAUCCAAUGUAUCUGCACUGCCCCUCGUCCGAUUCACAUUACAGUGCAUCGAGUUGAAGGGCUAAUGAGAGGAUGGCGUGGCUAG
This is a messenger RNA of Hyaloperonospora brassicae, 1221 nucleotides long. The record is from the annotation of a GenBank genome assembly. NCBI's taxonomy places the organism in Eukaryota, Oomycota, Peronosporomycetes, Peronosporales, Peronosporaceae.